Molecule: messenger RNA, 4844 nt
Organism: Engraulis encrasicolus (European anchovy)
Lineage: Eukaryota; Metazoa; Chordata; Actinopteri; Clupeiformes; Engraulidae
Gene: ube2o
Product: ubiquitin-conjugating enzyme E2O
Exons: 21
Coding region: 71-4468 (1465 amino acids)
Molecular function (GO): ubiquitin conjugating enzyme activity
Source: RefSeq, a predicted model, not a curated record
GGUUUCUGCUCAUUAUCCCUCCUCUACCACCCGUUUCGCUCUUUCGCAUCAGUCCCUCACUACUGCAGCGAUGGCGGAACCCGUAGCAUCGGAGGCUACAGACGCAGCAUCCCUAUCCCCGACUCCAGCCCUCUCCCCGGUAGCUAGCCCCGGAUCCGAGCCGCCUUCCAUGGCUCUCUCUCCUUCAGCGGGAGGCUCUCAACGACUCCUUUUUACCCACGACCUAGUGUCGGCGCGGCAUCCAUCUAAACCCAGUGUCAGGUCGGUCCGAUUUGGCCUUGUGGUAAUGAUACAUGGCGAGGACGAUUUCGAUUCAGACUCGGACAUAGAUGCGGACGUAGCCGGCGAUGGCGGAGGCAAAGAGGGCGGCGGCGGUGGAGGAAUAGGUGGCGGCAAUUCGGAUACAGAGAACGGGGCUGCGGACUCUCGGACGCGGCCUCUGGGAAGAGGCUUCGUACGGGUGCAGUGGUAUCCAGAUGGAGUGAAGCAAGAUGUGCAUGAAGCCAAGGUUAAACUUGAAGAUCGAUCCCUUGUGCCUAGAGACUUCGUGCGGCGGCUGAAUUCCAAUGAUAAGCAGUGUGGCAUCGUGACCAACAUUAACAUCGAGUGUGCGGUGAAGCUGGUGGGGACCAACUGUGUCCUGUAUCCUGUCAGCAGCAGAGACCUACAGCACAUAUGGUCUUUUAUGUAUGGUGAUUAUAUAGUCUAUGACUUCUGGUUGGGGAAGGUCUUUGAUGUUAGCAACAACAUCAUUCUGAAGCUUUCCAAUGGAGCAAGGUGUUCUAUGAGUGAAGAGGAUGGGUCUAAACUCUAUGACGUUUGCCCACAUGUCAGUGACUCUGGUCUCUUCUUUGACGAGUCAUAUGGCUUCUACCCAGGCCAAGUUUUGAUUGGCCCAUCGAAAGUGUUUGCCAACGUGCAGUGGCUGUACGGCGUGAAGCCGGUGCUCAGCAAGAAGACCAAGUUCAGGGUGGUGGUGGAGGAGGUGCAGGUGGUGCAGCUGAAGGUGACGUGGAUCACCAAGAGCUACUCCCCCAAGGGCUCCGACUGCUCUGUCUUCCCCCCGCCCUCCACAAUCACACAGGAGAACCUCAGCAAAGUGAAGAGGCUUUCCCACUACGACCAUACGCAGUGCCAGCUGGGUGACCGGGCGCUCUACGUCUUCCCCUCCAAAGAGGACGCCACGCACAUCACCUGCGAGGGGCCCGAGGGCGGAGCCGUGCACUUUGACGACCCCAUCUGCAGAAAGCUGAAACGACUAUUCCGGGAGGAGCAGGGCAGGAAGCAGACCGACGGCACAGACGCACACGGACACGGACACCGGCAAGACAAGCCCGAAACAGAAGGAGACUCCAAGGAAGACAGGUUAGAUGAGAACAACUCCACCACGGCAACCAAAUGCCCCAACAACAACGGCCACCUGGAGGAGGACCAGCGCUCCGACGGCCUCACGACGACGGACAACAAGGAUGCCCAGAGCAGAUGCCAGAACUGCCACGCGGAGCUGCAGUCCAAUCCGGCGCCACCGUCACAGAACCAGAACGCGGACUCGGACGCGGAGAUGGAGAUGGAGACGGAGGACACGGACGACACCAGCUCCAUCACGUCCUCGGCCAGCUCCACGGCCUCGCUGCGCAGCGCCGGACACACGCCGUACCCGGGCCGCAAGAAGAGCAUCCCGCUCUCCAUCCGCAACCUCAAGCGGACGCACAAGAAGAAGAGGACCAAGUUCUCCCGCGAGUUCAAGCCAGGAGACAGGGUGGCGGUGGAGGUGGUAUCCACGGUAACCUCGGCUGACGUCAUGUGGAAAGAUGGCCGCCUGGAGAUGGGCGUGCCCUCCAACGACCUGCUGCCCAUCCAGCACGUGGACAACCACGAGUUCUGCCCCGGAGACUACGUCCUGGACAAGCGAACCUCUGCUCCUAAGGACCCAGAGCUCUACGGGGUGAUCCAAUCAGGCGAUCACAGGGCGAGGACGUGCGUCGUCAAGUGGGUCCGACUCAACGAAGCGGGAGAUGAUAUCGAGGUGAUUGGGGAGGAGGAGGACGUGAGUGUGUACGACAUCGCUGACCAUCCAGACUUCCACUACCGCACCACAGACGUCGUCAUCAGAAUAGUCAACCCCGACCCGGAGGACUGCCAAAACGACAGUACAUCUGCUGGUUGCGUAUCGAGAGUGGACGUGAGCAGUAAGGUGGAGGUGGUGUGGGCUGACAACUCCAAAAGCAUCGUGCUGCCACACCACCUGUAUAACGUGGAGUCGGAGGGCGAGGAGACGGACUACACCUCGGUGGAGGGGAGCAGCAGCGGGGCCUCGUCUGAGGAGUGGGAGGACGACAGCGACAGCUGGGAGACCGUGGAGGAGGAGCACAAGGAGGAGCAGCCUCCCACCCCGGCCACCCCCACCACGGCCACCUCCCCCGACGGCCCCAAACUCCUCACGCCAGCUAGCGGAGACGCCCCCGGCGCCCUCGCCGCCUCCACGCCCGACCAGUCCCUCGCCUCCGCCACCAGCCCCUCGGGGGCCGGCGCCACGGAGGACGGCGGUGGGAAGCCCCCCGGGAAGGAGGGCACAGCGCGGGGCUUCCGGGAGCUUAAGGAGGCCCUGAAGAUACUGGAGAGCUUAAAGAACAUGACGGUCGAGCAGCUGUGGACCGGCUCGCCCACGUCGCCCACCGCUGCGGAGCCCUCGCCAGCGGCAGGAGGAGGAGGAGCUGCCAACACCACCACCACCAACCCCACCACCACCCCGUCCUCCACCGUCCCCACCACCCCGGCCAGCGACGCCGGCACCACCACCACUACCACUACGACCACGCCGACGACUACGAAGCCCACGAAGGAGAAGCGCUUUCUGGACGACAUCAAGAAGCUUCAGGAGAACCUGAAGAAGACGCUGGACGUGGUGGCCAUCGUGGAGGAGGAGAGGAAAGAGGGGACGGGGACGACGACGGAGGAGGACAGGUCCAGCUCUACGGCGACCGCAGCAGCGGCGGCGUCGACGACAAACCCCACAGCGGUGGCGGCCAUCCAGCCUCAGGCGGAGCCACAGACGCCGGUCCGCUCCGAGUGGCCCAGCGACACGCCGGUGCUGUGCCAACAGAGUGGCGGCAAGCCUGGAGUCACCUUCACCAGCGCCAAGGGAGAGGUCUUCUCCGUGCUGGACGAAGCACCAGAGAGCCACAGCUUCAAGAUAAUGGAGUUCCAGCCGGCAGAGGCCAAGCGCUUCUUCAGCACGGUGAGGAAGGAGAUGGCUCUGCUGGCCACCUCGCUGCCCGACGGCAUCAUGGUCAAGACCUUCGAGGACCGCAUGGACCUCUUCGCUGCUCUGAUCAAGGGGCCCACGCGCACCCCUUACGAGGACGGCCUGUUCCUGUUCGACAUCCAGCUGCCCAACAUCUACCCCGCCGUGCCGCCGCUCUUCCGAUACCUGUCCCAGUGCAGCGGCCGCCUCAACCCCAAUCUCUAUGACAACGGCAAGGUCUGCGUCAGCCUGCUAGGCACCUGGAUCGGCAGGGGUACAGAGCGAUGGACCAGCAAAUCCAGCCUGUUACAAGUGCUCAUCUCCAUCCAAGGUCUGAUCCUGGUCAACGAGCCGUACUACAACGAGGCCGGCUUCGACAGCGACCGCGGCCUGCAGGAGGGCUACGAGAACAGCCGCUGCUACAACGAGAUGUCGCUCAUCAAGAUGGUGCAGUCCAUGACCACGCUGCUGCAGCACCCCGUCCAGGUCUUCCAGCAGGAGAUCCGGCAGCACUUUGCCGCCUGCGGAUGGCGCCUCGUCCACCGGCUGGAGUUCUGGCUGGAGCUGGACGGCGCCGUGGUGGAGCGCGGCGGUAGCAGUAGCAGUAGCGGAGGAGGGAAGGGCGUUAGCGGUGGAGGAGGAGGAGGAAUCAGGGAGGCGCUGGAGGAGAUCCCCCAGGCGUUGGCUCAGAGCAGCCCCAACAAGCCGGAGGAGUUAAAGGAGGACGAGGAGGAGGUGCUGGACGACUCUGGCCUGAGCCCCUCUACCACCACAGUGGAGGCGCCUGGCGUUGGAGUUGGGGGCUCGUCCGGGAGCAGCUCCACGCUGCAGCAGGACCUUAGCCAGAGCUCGGACUGCGAGGGCGGAAGCGCGAUGAGCAGCGGCGGUGCUGGGGGGGCUGGAGGAGACGCUUCAGAUAGCGGGCUACUAGGGUCGUCGGCGGUAACGACGCAAGGCGGCUGCAAAGGGUCGUCGUCAUCCCAGGAAUCAUCGUCGCAGUCGCAGCCGCAGCUGCAGCAGCAGCAGCCGCCCACGGUGGUCAGACCAAAGAAGCGGAGGAAGAGCUAUCGCAGCUUCCUGCCCGAGCGCAGCGGCUACCCGGACAUUGGCUUCCCGCUCUUCCCGCUCUCCAAGGGCUUCGUGAAGAGCAUGUGCGGCGUGCUGCUCACGUACCGGGCGGCACUCGUCGCCGCCGGCAUCCCCGAACACCCAGAGGAGAAAUAAAUUACAAAAACGAAACAAAAAACCAUGCUGUCUUGUUCAUCGCUCUCCUCUUUUUUUUUUCUCCCCCCCAAUCCAUUACCUCAUUCAAAAUCAUCCUCCCUUCUACUGGGCUCCUAUUUAAUAACAUUGUUCUCUUCUUGUCGCUCUUAUGGCCACCUGCCUGUACUGCAGUGCUGCACUGUGCUCGCCUCGCGCCCCCCCCCCAACCAUGCUCUAUCCCGUCAGCUGCAUUUUGUCCUCUUGGGUGCGUUUCUCGAAAGCGUAGUUGUUAGCCAGUUAGCAACUUUGGUAGUUGUCAAUGGGAAAUUGCACUGCAAACAACAAAGUAGUUAAUGUAGUUAGCAACUAUAGUUUUGAGAAAUGCACCCCUGUCCUA